Messenger RNA from Cimex lectularius (bed bug), 1604 nucleotides. It is a transcript of the gene mRpS5, whose product is annotated as 28S ribosomal protein S5, mitochondrial. Bases 155 to 1357 code for a protein of 400 amino acids. The transcript has 2 exons. NCBI's taxonomy places the organism in Eukaryota, Metazoa, Arthropoda, Insecta, Hemiptera, Cimicidae. Gene Ontology annotation, molecular function: structural constituent of ribosome; RNA binding. The record is from RefSeq and is a predicted model, not a curated record. Gene Ontology annotation, biological process: translation. Gene Ontology annotation, cellular component: ribosome.
CUCAAUUAAAACAGUACUGUUAUCAGGAAUGUGAAAUAACCUCUAAUCGUCCAAUUUAAAAAAAUACUCAAACAUUUUUUAAAUGACAUUUAUAUAAAAUAUCCUUUAAUUCAGUGAUUUAAUGAAGAUAAUAUAAUUCUGUUGUACAUACAAAAUGAUUUGUGCAGUGUUAUUCAGAAGAUCAUUGUUUACUUACGGCAUUCUCCGACCAAAUGAAGUCCGUGUGGGUAUAUCUAUGGAGCAGAUAAGGUUUACAAGCUUCUUUAACAAAUUACCAGCUGAGGCUUUAUGGAAAGGGGUGACAAGCGUGAGUAAUGCGGGUAAGAAAAGGGGUAGAGGUAAAGGAGCCCGUAAAAAGAUGAUGAAAGAUCUCAACAAGGGGCAGAUAAUCGGUGUUGGGAAAGUAAACAUGGUAUGGCCUGGAUUGACAACGCCUGUCUUCCGUGGCAAAGAACUGGUGGAACAACAACAGCUUCCUCCGGACCCUGAAAGGGAGGAGAAGCUUCUUAAGCUGCGCAACUCCAUGGGUGUCUUUCGUAGGUUGAAGUUGCUCCCGUCAGAAAGGGGGUGGUCAGGGAAUAGACUGCCCGGAAGGAGCAUUGGACCCCCGGACCCAAUCGGUGAUCAAACUUUUGAAGGUUUUGACACAAAGGUUUUAGAAUCCAAAAGUGUUUUUAAUAUGACGGGUAACAUGGGCCGCAAAAGACAAAUGAGUGUGUUUGUCGUUACUGGCAACGGAAAUGGACUAGCAGGGUUUGGACUGGGUAAAGCAUUGGAAGGAAAAACAGCACUGGCUAAUGCUAAGAACAGAGCUGGUCAAAGACUCAUGUAUAUAGAGAGGUUCAAUGACCGCACAGUCUUUCAUAAUUUUCAUGCCCAAUUUGGCCAGACACAAGUUUUUGUUAAACAUGUGCCAGAAGGAUAUGGUCUCGUUUGUCAUAGGGCCAUUCGUAAUAUUUGUGAAGUAGUCGGUAUCAAAGACAUAUAUGCAAAGCUUGAAGGUUCCCAUAAUUUACAACAUAUCGUAAAAGCAUUUUUCCUUGGGCUCCUUCAACAAAAGUCCCACCAAGAACUGGCAGAUGAGACUGGGUACCAUGUUGUAGAAUUCAGGAAAGAGACCAAUUAUUUCCCAAAUCUCCUCACUUCACCUCUAUCGCCCACUGGUCCAUCCAAAAGCUGUCCUUCAUUUGAUGAAUAUGUCAUGAGAGGAAGAGUACAACUGCAAAAAAAGAAGUUUCCACCAUUUUACCAGCAACUCCCUGGGUGGACUAACUAUCUCAAGAAAACGUUAAGAUACAGGAAUCAAGAAGAGGUCUUUCUCAGACUGAAAGCAGAGAAAAUUAUGGCAGAUUCAUAAAAAUUAGGGUAUUAACUUCUUGCCCUUGUGAAUUUUAAUAAAAUUUACUCAUUAAUGUUUUUAUAUAAGUUAAAAAAAAGAAAAAAAUAGCACUUUUUGUUGUUUUAUUAUGGGAUUUUACACUUUCCACUUCCCUUGUCCAAGAAACUUAUGGCUGUAAAUAUAGUCAAAUGUAAAGCCUUCUAGUAUGAAUGAAAAACAGUAUUUGUGUGAGGAAUUUUACAAAAUAAAAUAUAUAAUUAAAUCA